Molecule: messenger RNA, 429 nt
Organism: Naegleria gruberi
Lineage: Eukaryota; Heterolobosea; Eutetramitea; Acrasida; Naegleriidae
Exons: 1
Coding region: 1-429 (142 amino acids)
Source: RefSeq, a predicted model, not a curated record
AUGAUUAAACAAUCAAAAAGUGCAUUCAAUCAAGGAAGAAUAAUCCGAGCAACUAUCGUAACUAAAACACAUAAUUGUUGCAACAAUGAUACUUUUAGACAACACUAUUUAAUAUCAGGAAAAGAAUUUGGAAAAUCAUUUUCAACUUGGAAUAAAUUAUUGAAUAAUGAUGUCGAGGAGGAAAGAAAGAAGGAUAGAAAGGAAGCACAAGAAAAGAUGUAUAAUAUUAAAAGAGAAUUAUCUGAAUUUUUAACUGCUAAAUUGGAUGGUAGUAAGAGAAAGGAAAAACAAGAAGAAAGAAUUAAAUUGGCACAAAAUUUGGGUAAUGUGAUGAUUGUUGCUGGAUUUAUUGUUGGAUUGAUUUAUUAUGUUGUAAGUGUGGAUUCAAUUUGUGGAUUUAUUGUAAAAAUAAUUUGUUAUUAUCAUUAA